UGAUUAUAAUACUACUAUGAAGUUAUUAAGUUUAAUUUGUCACCUAUUAUUGAAAAGUUAUAUUUUUUUCCUCUCAAAUUCGAAUGAACAGAGGACUUUCCCAAAGCUUCAGGAAAUGUGAUGCUGCACCUGAUUUAAUAUAGAGCUUAUUCAUGUGACAUUUUGAUAUGCCAGGAACCCAAAGUCAGAUAAUUUAAGGCUUUAAACUGAAAUAGGAAGAUCAUCAAGUGAGAAGACUUCCUCUUGGAGAAAGCAGAUCAUCUUCUAAGAAGCUUCCGAGAACUGCCUUGGUGACUGGAACCGAUCCUCCUCCACUUCCUGCCUUUGCUGACCUUCCGAAGCCUCCAGACACUCCUCCAGGAAGUCGCCUGCUUUUUGCCUUCCCCUGGCCCCCAUGGGAUGGAAAAUAAAGCAAAGCAGUAUUUUAUCGUCUAUAUUUCAGCAGGCCUUCUGAAGGUUAACUAAAAAUAUGAUUGUGCUUUCUUCAGAGAACUGCUCUUCUCAGUACCAGUUACAUCACACAAGUCAGCCCCUAGAUGGUAACUGUCUGCUAAUCUUGAUUAUACUUGGAAAAAUAUUACUAAAUAUCCUCACACUGGGAAUGAGAAGAAAAAACACCUGUCAAACUUUUAUGGAAUAUUUUUGCAUUUCACUAGCAUUCAUGGACCUUUUACUCUUGGUGAACAUUUCCAUUAUAUCCUAUUUCAGGGAUUUUGUACUUUUAGACAUUAGGUUUACUAAAUACCACAUCUGCUUGUUUACUCAAAUUAUUUCUUUUAUUUAUGGCUUUUUGCAUUAUCCAGUUUUCCUGAUAGCUUGGAUAGAUUAUUAUCUGAAUUUUUCUAAAACCAGCCUUCCACUUAAGUGUCGGAAAUUGCUUUAUUUCUUUACAGUAAUUUUAAUUUGGAUUUUAGUGUUUGCUUAUGUUUUGGGAGAUCCAGGUAUCUACCAAAACAUGAAGGCACAGUAUGUUUAUCCUUACCAAUGUCCUUUCUAUGUCAGCAUUCAAAGUUACUGGCUGUCACUUUCCAUGGUGAUGAUUUUAUUUAUGGCUUUCCUAACUUCUUGGUCAGAAGUUAUUACCUUGGUACAGGCAAUUAGGAUAACUUCCUACAUGAAUGAGACUGUCCUGUAUUUCCCUUUUUCAUCCCAUUCUAGUUGUACUGUGAACUCUAAAAAAACACUCUUGCCCAAGCUCAUUGUCUGUUUUCUUGGUACAUGGUUACCAUUUGUACUACUUCAGAUAAUGAUCCUUUUAUUUAAAGUACAGAUUCCAGCAUACAUUGAGAUGAACAUUCCGUGGUUGUACUUUGUCAAUAGUUUUCUCAUUGCUACAGUUUUCUGGUGUAAAUGUCACAAGUUUAAUUUAAGAGACAUUGCAUUACCUGUGGAUCCAUUUGUCAACUGGAAAUGCUGCUUCACUGCACUUGCAAUUCAUGAUCCUGAGCAAAUUGAAAAGCCUACAUCAAUUAUAACUUGUUAACAUGUUGCCGGGUUAAAACUUACAACUGUGGUAUUUUCAAAGAAGAAAUAACUCGGUGCAUAACAAGACUGAACUGAACUGAAGCCUCCCUCAACCGCCUCAAUGUGUAUUUUGGGCUAUGAUAUUAUUUGUCUUUUUGUUUGCUUUUAAACAAAAUAAUUCCAAGAAAAAAUGUUAUAUCUGUUCAGGAAAAUUCAUGUUAUAAAUAUGAACAUAGAAAUGAAAUGAGUUAACAUUUGGCCAUACUGAUGUUUCUGUUAUCCAAAAAACUACUGGAUGCAAACUUCUGUAAAUCUGAGAUUUGCUGCCAACUUUAUACAAACUUAAAUAAACAUUGUUAUUUAAUUCACAGCAAUAAAAUCAAGAUCGUCUUCUUAAAAUGAUUUGGAAUAAAUAUUCUUUAACAUAGGGGAAGAUUAGCUAAUUUAAAAAUAUAUAUUUGUUCUUAAAAUAUAUAUUGUUCUAUAUUUGUUCUUAAAAUAAAUAUUUCUGCAAGCUAAGUUUUGCUUACCUUACAGAACUGGUAGUGACUGACUAGGUUUCUUUCCAUGACAUACCAUAUUCCUUCUCAGUUAUAUAACUUAAAUGCCACUUGCAAUAUCAAAUCAUAAAUACCUUGUAAAAGUAAAGUAGGGUUUCUUAUCCUCAGCACUAUUGGUAUUUUGGGUUAGGUGAUUGGGGAGAACGCCCUGUGCAUUGUGAGAUACUUAGUAGCAUCCCUACCCCUCUAACCACUAGAUACCACCAAUAGCAUUGUCUUUCCCAGACUUGACAAUCAAAAUGUCUCCAGACAUUGCCAAACCUCCCAUGGGGGGAGGGGAAGGGCGCAAAAUCGCCCCCGGUCAGAGAACUGCAGGAAUAAAGGAAUCUGAAUGGCAAAUAAUCUGAAGUCACUUUGUGAAUUCAAUUGAACUACAUAGAAGUGUCUAACCUGUCAAUGUCUAAACCUGGCCCUCAUUUCUCUGUUCCUUUUCUUCUGUACUGCUUUCUAAUUGGCCAUAACACGGCACUAUGAUAUUUAAAAUGUUUUGUGCUUAAUAAAACCCUGCAGAUUUUAAAUCAGGAAAAUUUAUAACUAUUUUAAAUCCAUUAGUAAGCUUUUUUUUGUUAUUGUUCACUAAGAAAGCCCCAUGCCUCAUAAGCUUAAAGAAAAAAAGAAAUGCAAUAGACCAGCCAAAUGGAAGAGGCUUUUAUUAGUAAAGAAAUGAACUUAACAGCUGGUCUACAAUAUAUUAUUGAAUUAUAAACAAUAUAAAUAAAUGAUUCUGUAGGCCCACUUAACCUUCAUCCAGACCCACAUGAAGCAAUGUUACAAUAAUAUUCUAUGUGAAAAUAUGCAGGUAACAAAGGUGCAAUUACAAGUAAGUUUAAGCAGCAGAGUAUAAGGUGCUUUAACAGUUAACGUUGCCAUCAACAAACAUUUGAAUGCUUAGUUUUACUUCACUGAAUACAGACACAACAAAUAUGAAAAUCUAAAAUUGAUACACAUGCUACUUGUUAAUAUGAAAGUGCCUUCUCUUUUCUUGAAAAAACAAAACAAAUGGAAAGACUUUUUACAUAGAUCAGGGUGUGCUCUUAUAAUGCAAAAUUAACUUCAUUUUCAGGUUAUACAAUUAAAAACUAGCUACAGACACCAAUCUAGGAACACUAAUGCUAAGAGAGCUAAGACUAUUUAAUUUCCUGUAAAGAGGACUCUAAUACAAUAUCCAAUGUAAAGAAUACAUCUAUAUAUAAUCUUAACAUUUGUUUUCUAGAAAGAUAAAAAAUGCUUUUUCCCCUUGGUGAUGCUUUGUUCAUCCUGGGUGGAUCAGCUUUUGAAGUUUUAAUCAUUUAAAAGUCCUAUUUUAGAACAGUGUGAGGAAUCAAACGUAGUAAUAGAAAAAGUCAAUUAACAUGUACUUGAAGAAUCAAAAAUUAGUAUUU
Pipistrellus kuhlii (Kuhl's pipistrelle) is the source of this 3406-nucleotide messenger RNA. It is a transcript of the gene GPR160, whose product is annotated as G protein-coupled receptor 160. Gene Ontology annotation, cellular component: plasma membrane; signaling receptor complex. The record is from RefSeq and is a predicted model, not a curated record. The transcript has 4 exons. Bases 470 to 1483 code for a protein of 337 amino acids. NCBI's taxonomy places the organism in Eukaryota, Metazoa, Chordata, Mammalia, Chiroptera, Vespertilionidae.